AUGGCCAGCCACGGCGCCCCGCGCUCCCAGUCCCUCCAGCACCGCUCAGAGCAACAGAAGCAGAAGGAGCUCGAGCAGAUAGGGAAAUACAAUGAGCUGGUCGCCGAAGUGAAUGCGAAGGCAAGCAAUCGUCGCGCUCUCGUCCCGUCUGCGACUAACAAGCCUCCCCAGAUUGCUGCGACGCAAUACACGCCCGAGUCGCUGGCCCUUGUCUCCAAGCUCCUCGCCCAGAACCCCGAAUACUAUACCAUAUGGAACCACCGCCGCUUGAUUCUCGAGCACAUGUUCAAAGAUGCUCUGGCCUCUUCUCCGUCGGCAGAAGAGGAGCUCUCCUCUGGCCAGCAAACAGUUCUCGACUACAUUACAAACGACCUGCACUUUCUCGUUCCUCUCAUCAUGAAAUUCCCGAAGUGCUACUGGAUAUGGAAUCACAGGAUAUGGUUGUUGCAGCAGUCCACCGAGUUAUUGCCUACCAGCUCCGCGCGGCGCCUGUGGCAGGAAGAGCUCGGUCUGGUCGGCAAGAUGUUGAGCCGGGACAGUCGCAACUUCCACGGCUGGAACUACAGGAGACUUGUCGUCUCGAACCUGGAGCAGCUGGAUGGCCAGCAUACGAGCAUGGUCGAGCCUGAGUUCGAGUACACUACGAAGAUGAUCAAGACCAACCUGUCCAACUUUUCCGCCUGGCAUAACCGUAGCAAGCUGAUCCCUCGUUUGCUGGAUGAACGCAAUGCAGACGGAGAAGCACGCCAGAAGUUCAUGAAGUCAGAGCUGGACCUCAUCCAAGGCGCGUUGUACACGGAUCCCUACGACCAGUCCUUGUGGUUUUAUCAUGCCUUCCUCAUGGCCACGCUUGACCAGAACAGCCCUCGGAAUGCACGUAUCGUUCAAGACGUUGAUGAUGGAGUACGCGCCAAAUACCUGGAAGCAGAGCUGGAUACCAUCAGAGAAAUGCUCGACGGAGCAGAAGACUGCAAGUGGAUCUACCAAGCCUUGCUGGAAACCGCAGCAGCGCUGAAAGUGGCAAAACAAGGAGAAGAUGCUGGGCUUGCUACCGAGAUGGCCGAAUGGCUGUCCCAAUUGAAGCAUCUUGACCCCCUUCGCUCAGCCAGAUGGGAUGAUCUUAGCAAGAAGCUCAAGCUAUAA
Molecule: messenger RNA, 1143 nt
Organism: Lasiodiplodia theobromae
Lineage: Eukaryota; Fungi; Ascomycota; Dothideomycetes; Botryosphaeriales; Botryosphaeriaceae
Product: Protein prenyltransferase alpha subunit repeat protein
Exons: 2
Coding region: 1-1143 (380 amino acids)
Biological process (GO): protein geranylgeranylation
Cellular component (GO): cytoplasm; Rab-protein geranylgeranyltransferase complex
Molecular function (GO): Rab geranylgeranyltransferase activity
Source: RefSeq, a predicted model, not a curated record